AUGGAGGCACGUCGUCGACAAAGGAAGGAAAGGCUGAGACACGCGUGCAGUUCAUCAUUGCGUCGUGAUGAAUCGGGAGAUGGAUUGUUGACAUUCGAGACACCGGACGCUCACAGAGAUUUGAAAUGGUUAAUCUAUGACGUUAAUAACCGCCUGGAGCAGCCAGAUGGGAAAGAAUGUUGCGCUUACCACCAAACAACAGGCCACGAUACAGAGGAAUGUCGCGAUUUGCUGCGCGCGGUGGAGCGAUUAAUAGCGGUCGGGGAACCAAUCAGACCUCAAAGGGAUCGGGCCUUAACUACUAAGGAGGUGAGCACGAUUGUAGGAGGAUUUGGUGGAGGUGAAGUCACUAGUGCAGCAAGGAAGCGAUACGCCAGGGCGGUGAACGCGGUCACGGAGACUCCUUUUGGUUUUUCACAUCCAGACAUUAGAUUUUCGUCCGCGGACUUCUGCGGAAUAAAGCCACACCUGGAUGAUCAGAUUGUGGUUCCACUGCGUGUCAAUCAACUCAAUGUGCAGCGAGUGCUUCUGGAUCAGGGAGGUUCGGCGGACAUCAUUUAA
Messenger RNA from Lotus japonicus, 561 nucleotides. RefSeq lists its product as uncharacterized. NCBI's taxonomy places the organism in Eukaryota, Viridiplantae, Streptophyta, Magnoliopsida, Fabales, Fabaceae. The transcript has a single exon. Bases 1 to 561 code for a protein of 186 amino acids. The record is from RefSeq and is a predicted model, not a curated record.